Molecule: messenger RNA, 417 nt
Organism: Cryptomeria japonica (Japanese cedar)
Lineage: Eukaryota; Viridiplantae; Streptophyta; Pinopsida; Cupressales; Cupressaceae
Product: stigma-specific STIG1-like protein 2
Exons: 1
Coding region: 1-417 (138 amino acids)
Source: RefSeq, a predicted model, not a curated record
AUGGAGAUCAAAAGUAAGUUAUCAGUUGCGGUCCUAGUUUUGUCCAUGUUUGUAUUCAUAAUUCUGAGCAAUGUUGGAUGUGAGGGCAGAGAACUGAACUCCACCUUUCUAAUUAAGAGCCGCGUUACAAACAGAAACUCUUGGUGUGGUAGUGAUGAGGGAAGCUGUUCAAAGUAUGCUCGUGCUCAUGGGUAUACAAACGGCAACUGGGAAUGCUGCUCAAAAAAGUACUGUGUUGAUGUUACUUCUGAUUCAUUAAACUGUGGGAAAUGUGGGCAUGCAUGCGGUUAUGGGUUAAGCUGCUGUAAAGGAAAGUGCGUUGAUCUCAACACUGACAAAUCUCACUGCGGAAGUUGCUCCAACCGUUGUCAUCAACAGAAGUGCGCGUUUGGUAUUUGUGGAUAUGCACACAGCUAG